CGCUGGGCAUUGUGGCAGGCGGCGGGGGCCGGUGAGGGCGCCGGGGCCGCUAGGAGUGGCUGGGCGCGGAGAGGCGCGCUCCGGGACUCGGACGGCGCGGCGCCGGCCGCUGCGAGCGCCACUGAGCGCACUCCCCUCGGGUCGCGCAACUUCUCUGCCCGGGCGCCGGAGCCCGCAGAGCCGCUCGGAGCCCCGGAGCCGCAGGAGCGCAAAGAGGGGCGCGCCGGAGCCUGGCUCCGGAGUGGGCGCCCGGCACCCAUCGCGCUCCGAGCGCCGGGCGGCCCUCCGCGCAGCGUGGCUGCCGCUGCUCCCACCGAGGGCACGGGCUGGCUCGGCCCGGCGCCGGGGAGGACGGCGAGGAGGAGGCGGCGGCGGCGGAGACGGCGGCGGCGAGGCUGGGGCCAGGGAGAAAGCCCUGGGGGAGAGGCACCCGAGCCGGGCCGCGGGAUCAUGUGGGCCCGCAGCGGAACGCCGGGCGCUUUGCUGCUGGCGCUGCUACUCUGCUGGGACCCGAGGCUGAGCCAAGCAGGCCCUGACCCCGGCAGCCAGGUGCUGCCCGACUCCUUCCCGUCGGCGCCGGCCGAGCCGCUGCCCCACUUCCUGCAGGAGCCGCAGGACGCCUACCUGGUGAAGAGCAAGCCCGUGGAGCUGCGCUGCCGCGCCCGCCCCGCCACGCAAGUCUACUUCAAGUGCAACGGCGAGUGGGUCGGCCAGAAGGACCACGCCACGCAGGAGGGGCUGGACGAGGCCACUGGCCUGCGGGUGCGCGAAGUGCAGAUCGAGGUGUCGCGGCAGCAGGUGGAGGAGCUCUUUGGGCUGGAGGAUUACUGGUGCCAGUGUGUGGCCUGGAGCUCCGCGGGCACCACCAAGAGUCGCCGGGCCUACGUGCGCAUCGCCUACCUGCGCAAGAACUUCGACCAGGAGCCUCUGGGCAAGGAAGUGCCCCUGGACCACGAGGUUCUCCUGCAGUGCCGCCCCCCAGAGGGGGUGCCUGUGGCCGAGGUGGAAUGGCUCAGGAAUGAGGAUGUCAUCGACCCCACCCAGGACACCAACUUCCUGAUCACCAUCGACCACAACCUCAUCAUCCGCCAGGCCCGCCUGUCGGACACGGCCAACUACACCUGUGUGGCCAAGAACAUCGUGGCCAAGCGCCGGAGCACCACGGCCACCGUCAUCGUCUACGUGAAUGGCGGCUGGUCCAGCUGGGCAGAGUGGUCGCCCUGCUCCAACCGCUGUGGCCGAGGCUGGCAGAAGCGCACCCGGACCUGCACCAACCCCGCCCCGCUCAACGGAGGUGCCUUCUGCGAGGGCCAGGCCUUCCAGAAAACCGCCUGCACCACCGUGUGCCCAGUGGAUGGGGCCUGGACAGAGUGGAGCAAGUGGUCGGCCUGCAGCACCGAGUGCGCCCACUGGCGCAGCCGCGAGUGUAUGGCGCCCCCGCCCCAGAACGGAGGCCGCGACUGCAGCGGGACCCUGCUGGACUCCAAGAACUGCACGGACGGGCUGUGCAUGCAGAAUAAGAGGACUCUAAGCGACCCCAAAAGCCACCUCCUGGAGGCCUCAGGAGAUGUGGCCCUGUACGCGGGCCUCGUGGUGGCCAUCUUGGUGGUGGUGGCAGUCCUCAUGGCCGUGGGCGCCGUGGUGUACCGCCGCAACUGUCGCGACUUCGACACGGACAUCACGGACUCGUCCGCUGCCCUCACUGGGGGCUUCCACCCAGUCAACUUCAAGACUGCGAGGCCCAGCAACCCUCAGCUCCUGCACCCCUCGGUGCCCCCCGACCUGACAGCCAGCGCUGGCGCCUACCGUGGGCCAGUGUACGCCCUGCAGGACGCGGCCGACAAGAUCCCCAUGACCAACUCGCCCCUGCUCGACCCCCUGCCCAGCCUCAAGAUCAAGGUCUACAGCUCCAGCACCACUAGCUCCGGGCCCGGCCGGCCAGACGGGGCCGACCUGCUGGGAGUCACCUACCCGCCGGGCACCUACCCUGGCGACUUCUCCCGAGACGCACACUUCCUGCACCUGCGCAGCGCCAGCCUGGGCUCCCAGCAGCCCCUGGGCCUGGCCCGGGACCCGGGCAGCAGCGUCAGCGGCACCUUCGGUUGCCUGGGCGGGAGGCUCAGCAUCCCGGGCACAGGGGUCAGCCUACUGGUGCCCAAUGGAGCCAUUCCCCAGGGCAAGUUCUACGAGAUGUACCUGCUUAUCAACAAGGCGGAAAGCACCCUCCCGCUGUCAGAAGGGACCCAGACAGUACUGAGCCCCGCGGUGACCUGCGGGCCAACGGGCCUCCUGCUGUGCCGCCCGGUCAUCCUCACGGUGCCCCACUGUGCAGAGGUCACUGCUGGCGACUGGAUCUUCCAGCUCAAGACCCAGGCCCACCAGGGCCACUGGGAGGAGGUGGUGACCCUGGACGAGGAGACCCUGAACACCCCCUGCUACUGCCAGCUGGAGGCCAGGUCCUGCCACGUCCUGCUGGACCAGCUGGGCACCUACGUCUUCACGGGCGAGUCCUACUCCCGCGCGGCCUGCAAGCGGCUGCAGCUGGCCAUCUUCGCCCCGGCCCUGUGCACCUCCCUGGAGUACAGCCUCAGGGUCUACUGCCUCGAGGACACGCCCGUGGCCCUGAAGGAGGUGCUAGAGGUGGAGCGGACGCUGGGGGGCUACCUGGUGGAGGAGCCCAAGCCCCUGCUGUUCAAGGGCAGUCACCACAACCUGCGCCUCUCCCUGCACGACGUCCCCCAUGCCCACUGGAGGAGCAAGCUGCUGGCCAAGUACCAGGAGAUCCCCUUCUGUCACAUCUGGAGUGGCAGCCAGAAGGCCCUGCACUGCACGUUCACCCUGGAGCGGCACAGCCUGGCCGCCACCGAGCUCACCUGCAAGAUCUGCGUGCGGCAGGUGGAAGGGGAGGGCCAGAUAGUCCAGCUGCACACCACGCUGGCCGAGACUCCUGCUGGCUCCUUGGAUGCCCUCUGCUCUGCGCCCGGCAGCGCCGUCACCACCCAGCUGGGACCCUAUGCCUUCAAGAUCCCGCUGUCCAUCCGCCAAAAGAUAUGCCACAGCCUCGAUGCCCCCAGCUCGAGGGGCAGUGACUGGCGGCUGCUGGCGCAGAAGCUCUCCAUGGACCGGUACCUGAAUUACUUUGCCACCAAAGCGAGUCCCACGGGCGUGAUCCUGGACCUCUGGGAAGCUCUGCAGCAGGACGACGGGGACCUCAACAGCCUGGCGAGUGCCUUGGAGGAGAUGGGCAAGAGCGAGAUGCUGGUGGCCAUGGCCACUGACGGGGACUGCUGAGUGCCCAGAACCACGGGCCAUCAGGGACAGGCGGAGGCCGUGCACGGAGGCCGGGGCAGCCUCCUCAUGGAGGCCGACAGUGGAGUUGCCCCCGCUCCUCCCCCGUCCGACCACAACCAGCCUUAGAAAAGCCACGCCCUGCGCUGCCCAAAGGGCCGGUGCUCCUAGCCUGCUGCCUCCCCUGGCAUCACUCCCCAUGGGAGCUGGGGCAGGCCCUGGGCACUUCUCGGGGCCAGGAGGUGGCCCUUCCUCCACCCACCUCCUGCGUCCCUGGGGUCGGUUCCGUUCUCACACUCCCUCUCCCUCCGCCGCGGACUCCUCCAGCCCCACUCCCUCUCCCUCUCCCCCCGGUCCCCACAGUCCAGGCCAUCGCUCCCCGUCCACAGGCAAGAAGGGAAGGAGGGCAAGCAGGCGCCUCGGGCCAGCAGGGCCAGGAA
Marmota flaviventris (yellow-bellied marmot) is the source of this 3728-nucleotide messenger RNA. RefSeq names its product unc-5 netrin receptor B (gene Unc5b). Gene Ontology annotation, cellular component: membrane. Gene Ontology annotation, biological process: anterior/posterior axon guidance; netrin-activated signaling pathway. Lineage: Eukaryota; Metazoa; Chordata; Mammalia; Rodentia; Sciuridae. The record is from RefSeq and is a predicted model, not a curated record. Gene Ontology annotation, molecular function: protein binding; netrin receptor activity.